GGAAGAAGCCGCGGGAACGGGAACGGCUAGGUAUCGGAGGGAAUCGGGAUGUACGGAACUCCGUUAGAGAGAAACAUUGUUGGAUAUGGCUCCUUGGAUCCAAGUGGGUUCAUGGAUGUAGUGGGCAUUUAUUUUCCUCAGCAGCUUUUCACAGUCGAACAAAGCUGGCUCGACCUCAUGUCUGCUCUCAUCUCUUUCUUUUCUUCUCCAUCGGGCAAAAACCUAACUUCCCAGGUUAAAAAUCAUCAUGGCAGCUUUGCCUUAUCACUUGACUUCCAGCAGUUUCAAAAUAUAUGCCAUAUUGAGGAAUUCUAUAAAAUGUUAGAGGAGAAACCUAAAAUCGCUCUCUUGUGCAUGAGCGCUGCAGUUCAUAAGGUUCUUAGUGCCAUAUGGGAGAGUGACCAACUUGAGGAUGGUGCAAAAGUAGACAUCCGACUGCAUAACUGUCCUGAAACUAUGAUUGCUCUGAAAAACUUAAAAGCAGUAUAUAUUGACAAACUUGUCUCAGUGCGUGGUACUGUUGUGAAGGCCAGCACUGUCAGGCCUCUUGUGAUGGAUAUGAGUUUUGAAUGCGGAAAGUGCAAACAAAGAAUUAGGCGUAUCUUUCCUGAUGGAAAAUUUUCACCACCAUCAAUUUGCAAUUUGAAUGGCUGCAAGAGCAAAAUAUUUAACCCAUUACGAUCUACAGCUCAAGCUAUAGAUUUUCAAAAAAUAAGGUUGCAGGAACUCCUAAAACCCGAAGACCAUGAAGAAGGACGAGUUCCUCGGACAGUGGAAUGUGAGCUCAUCCAAGACCUCGUUGAUACAUGCAUACCUGGAGAUGUGUUGACUGUCACUGGAAUAAUAAGGGGAAUUAACACUUACAUGGAUAUUGGUGGAGGAAAGUCGAAGAACAGAAGCCAGGGAUUUUACUAUUUGUAUCUCGAAGCUGUUUCCGUGCAAAAUUCCAAGUCACAGUCUACAAAUGAGGAUUUGCAAGACACUAAUCCCAAAGCAAGACCGGCUGAGCUGCUUGAUUUGUUUUCAUUUUCUUCCAGGGAUUUAGAGUUUAUUGUGAAAUUUUCGAUGGAGCAUGGCUCAGAUUUGUUUCGGCAAAUUCUUCAAUCUAUAUGCCCAUCUAUCUAUGGGCAUGAGCUUGUUAAAGCUGGGAUUACGCUGGCAUUAUUUGGGGGUGUGCGAAAACAUUCUAUGGAUCAGAAUAAGGUUCCUGUAAGGGGAGACAUUCAUGUCAUAAUUGUCGGUGAUCCUGGACUAGGCAAGAGCCAAUUGCUACAAGCAGCAGCCGCUGUUUCUCCGCGAGGCAUCUAUGUCUGUGGUAAUGCGACAACUAAAGCCGGCCUCACAGUAGCUGUAGUAAAGGAUCCUAUGACGAGUGACUAUGCUUUUGAGGCCGGGGCUAUGGUGUUGGCUGACAGUGGAUUGUGUUGCAUUGAUGAGUUCGAUAAAAUGUCAGCCGAACAUCAGGCUCUACUGGAGGCCAUGGAACAACAGUGUGUCUCUAUUGCAAAGGCAGGAUUGGUGGCAAGUUUAUCAGCUCGAACUUCUGUCUUAGCGGCAGCAAAUCCAGUCGGUGGUCAUUAUAACCGCGCGAAGACUGUGAAUGAAAACUUGAAAAUGAGUGCCGCUCUGCUGUCCCGAUUUGAUUUAGUUUUCAUACUGCUGGACAAACCUGAUGAACUUCUGGACAAGCGAGUCUCGGAGCACAUCAUGUCACUUCAUGCUGGUAAUGGACAACUAGCAGUCAAAAAGCAACGUAGAGAUUUACCUUCUGAUUCAAGAAUUACGGCACCACAGAAUGCUGAAAGCAUCGAUUUGGGGGUUAGAUCUGGUUCUUUAGUUUCAAAGUUGAGACUUGACCCACAACGAGAUAGUGGUUUUGUACCAUUGCCUACACAACUUCUUCGAAAAUACAUUGCUUAUGCGAGGAGUUUUGUCUUCCCCAGGAUGUCCAAGCCCGCAGCAGAAAUCCUACAAAAGUUUUACCUUAAGCUGAGAGAUCAUAAUACUUCAGCUGAUGGUACACCGAUAACGGCAAGGCAACUUGAAAGCCUCGUGAGGCUGGCUGAAGCUCGGGCUCGGCUAGACUUGAGGGAAGAAAUAACGGCCCAGGAUGCCAUGGACGUAGUUGAAAUAAUGAAGGAAUCCCUGUAUGAUAAAUACGUAGAUGAGCAUGGAUUUGUGGAUUUUGGACGAAGUGGGGGGAUGAGUCAACAGAAAGAGGCGAAACGCUUCCUAAGUGCCCUCAACAAACAAUCAGAAUUACAGCAGAAAGAUUGCUUUUCAAUAUCUGAAAUAUAUAGUCUGGCGGAUAGAAUUGGCCUACAAGUGCCUGAUAUUGACACUUUCAUCGAUAAUUUAAACAGCGUUGGUUAUCUACUCAAAAAGGGUCCAAAGACAUACCAGGUGUUAUCCUCCUCGUAUACGCGAAGCCAAUCAUCUAGGGCAAAGAGCUAACCGGCUAGACAGGCUAGGCGAUGCCCAUUUUCCCACAUGCUGAAUAUUAUGGAGUCUGCCGUGGAAUGUGAUGCGCUUAUAACUGAGCCCCUAUGCUUUUACGUGCUGUAUAGGAUGAAACUGAUCCAAGAGUACGGAAACCUGUACUUGAGUCGAUUAGCGACUCGUGAUGAACUGCGCAAGUGGGGCAUUCAACUGAGACUAUUGUAACUACAUAUAGCCGCUGAGCCUUCGUUAAGACGGACAAACGUAAGACCUAACAUGCAAACGUCUACAUUGGCAUCAAGCUUGACCUUUUUGUUCUGUUCUUUU
Neltuma alba is the source of this 2766-nucleotide messenger RNA. RefSeq names its product probable DNA helicase MCM8. The transcript is spliced from 17 exons. Lineage: Eukaryota; Viridiplantae; Streptophyta; Magnoliopsida; Fabales; Fabaceae. Bases 49 to 2454 code for a protein of 801 amino acids. Gene Ontology annotation, cellular component: MCM complex; nucleus. Gene Ontology annotation, molecular function: single-stranded DNA binding; ATP hydrolysis activity; single-stranded DNA helicase activity. The record is from RefSeq and is a predicted model, not a curated record.